Punica granatum (pomegranate) is the source of this 1931-nucleotide messenger RNA. The record is from RefSeq and is a predicted model, not a curated record. Lineage: Eukaryota; Viridiplantae; Streptophyta; Magnoliopsida; Myrtales; Lythraceae.
UUUUCCCUCCCCAUUCACCUCCCCUUCCCACCCCCAAUCCCAAACACUUCGCUCCCCCCCUCAGCGCCUUCUCUCUUUCUUUUUCUCCCUCUACCUCACUCUCUCUCUCUCUCUCUCUCUCUCUGAAUCGCUCGCUCUCUCUUUCUUUCUACCUCUCUCUUCGGAUCAUGGAUUCGCCUUCUCGCUCCUCUGUCAUCAUCGUCGGCGCUGGUGUCUCCGGUAUCUCGGCGGCAAAGGUGCUGGCGGAGAACGGAGUGGAGGACGUGGUGAUACUGGAGGCGUCAGACCGAAUCGGAGGGAGGAUCUGGAAGGAGGAAUUCGGCGGCGCUUCCGUGGAGCUCGGCGCCGGUUGGAUCGUUGGCGUUGGAGGCAGGGAGUCCAACCCUGUCUGGGAGCUCGUCAACAAGGCGGGCCUCCGGACCAUCUUCUCCGACUACAGCCAGGCCCGCUACAACAUAUAUGAUCGCAGUGGGAAUAUAUACCCGAGUGGUCUCGCGGCAGAAUCGUACAAAAGGGCAGUGGACUCAGCGAUGGAGAGGUUCAGGAACGGGGAAGCUGGCAGCCUCUUGAAAGCCAACCCAUUGCCGUCGAUUGCGAAAACGCCAAUAGAGCUGGCCAUCGACUUCAUGCUCCAUGAUUUUGAGAUGCCAGAGGGGGAGCCAAUAUCAACUUUCCUUGAUUAUGGGGAGAAAGAGUUUAUGGUGGCGGAUGAGAGAGGAUAUGCGUAUUUGCUAUACAAAAUGGCGGAAGAAUUUCUCUCUACCUCAGACGGUAAAAUUGUGGACAGCCGCCUCAAACUCAACAAGGUUGUCCGCGAAAUACAGCACUCGAGGAACGGCGUCAGGGUUACAACGGAGGAUGGUUGCGUCUACGAAGCUAAUCACCUAACGUUGUCCGUCAGCAUAGGUGUUCUCCAAAGUGAUCUCAUUUCCUUCAGGCCAUCCUUGCCCAGGUGGAAGACGGAAGCCAUAGAGAAGGUUGAUAUAACCGUCUACACAAAAAUCUUCCUGAAGUUUCCGUAUAAGUUCUGGCCUUGUGGACCCGGAAAAGAGUUCUUUAUAUAUGCCCACGAGCGCCGAGGCUACUACACGUUUUGGCAGCACAUGGAGAAUGCAGUACCCGGGUCCAAUAUUCUGAUGGUAACUUUGACGAACGGGGAAUCAAAGCGUGUGGAGGAUCAGUCAGAUGAAGAGACUCUGAAAGAGGCUAUGUCUGUCCUGAGAGACAUGUUCGGGCCCGAUAUACCUAAUGCCACUGAUAUACUUGUCCCUCGCUGGUGGAACAACCGCUUGCAGCGUGGCAGUUACACUAAUUACCCCAUCAUCUCCAAUUGCGAGGUUGUCCGAAAUAUUAAGGCACCUGUAGGUCGGAUAUUCUUCACUGGGGAGCACACGAGCGAGAGAUUUAGUGGUUAUGUACACGGAGCAUACCUUGCAGGUAUUGACACGGGUACAGCUUUACUACAAGAGAUGAGGAAACUGGAGACGGACGGAAAAGGCCAGAGUCAACAAUUUCUGCCAUUGUUGACGUUGACAGGGUCAUUAUCGUUAACUCAGGCAGAGACGGGAAGCCUGCACAAGCACAAGUGCGAUAUCCCGACACAGUUACAUCUCAGCGGGAAGCUAGGUAUUCCGGGAGCUAGAUUAUGACUCUAUGGACGAACCGCUCGUCCUCAACUCCCUGCUGAUGAUGGUGAUGAAUCGAAGAAGCGUACCAUCAGCAAGGAUGGCCCACAUGAUUCAGGCACUCAAGUUGGAGAACAGAUUAUUAGGAGAAUGAGGAUGGGAGAAGAGGCAGUAAAUAAAAUAGAGAUAGUAUCAGGAUGGAACAAACAAUGAAGGGAAAAGGGAGAUGGGGUUCCUCAAGAAAGAAAUGGGAGCCUACUGGCCAGCCAUUUUAUUUGAUUAUAUAUAUAUUUUUCUCCUUGGGAA